Aspergillus puulaauensis is the source of this 4578-nucleotide messenger RNA. RefSeq lists its product as uncharacterized. The transcript is spliced from 5 exons. Bases 1 to 4578 code for a protein of 1525 amino acids. Gene Ontology annotation, biological process: carbohydrate metabolic process. NCBI's taxonomy places the organism in Eukaryota, Fungi, Ascomycota, Eurotiomycetes, Eurotiales, Aspergillaceae. The record is from RefSeq and is a predicted model, not a curated record. Gene Ontology annotation, molecular function: hydrolase activity, hydrolyzing O-glycosyl compounds; chitin binding.
AUGGCAUGGCCCAGUCUAAGGACAGCAUCAGCGUUGCUGUGUGCGUUCCUGACAUUCGGCACACCGGGCUCAGCUCUGAACUCUGAUGUAUUCCUUUCAGAGCUCAACCGUUGUCCAGCAACGUGUCCAAGCCGAAACCCUCAAGACUGGACGGCCUAUGCCUCCUUCGACCGGCUGGCGUUGUGCGAUGAACCGAUGUUUUUUGACUUUGCGAUUCACACUCCGGUUAAUGACGCUUCCAGGAGCCUGAAGUUCCGUGCUUGCACAGCUAGGAAUGGCUUGAAUGAAAGCAGCAACGUCAAGGCUACCGGUGACUCGGUUGAUUCGGUAUACCAUAGCAGCCAUGUUCGCGAGAGCAAGGUUACCAUGCAAAUCACUGAGCAUGUUGCCGCUCAAAAUACCGAGGGUGUCUUAUCCAGAGAUACCAGCCAGCAAGCCCGCGCCGCCCUUGAGCAUGUCCAAGAGUACCUAGAGGCAGGCACAGACUGCACUAAGAACAUCAUGCUGGGCUACUACAACGGAGUGAUUGUCGGUGUCUACACAGGCCAGGCACUUGGAAAAGCCACAGCGCCCUCGGGAACCGGUGAACUCCUGUCUAGGCUUGAUAAGACUUCCUCUACCACCGUCCUACAGCUCUGCGGCAACCAGCGUGAUGCAGACCACAUCCUUGGUAUUGCGGUCUCGCCUGUCGCAGAUCUAUCCUCCGUACAGAAAGCACUGGUUUCGUGGAGUAAAGGCAACUGCUCGAGCGGCAGCGGUAGAGGUGGCGGCAAAGUAAGCUCGGUGUCACUCAGUGCCUGGGAGGUACCACAACGUCAAGCAGGAUCCCACUCUGUGCCGUCAAACUCUACGUCAAGCUCUACGACGACCUAUACAUCCUCCCGGACGCGGGGCCCCAUGGUUCGCGACGGCACAAAGUACUGCAAAAAGAAGACGGUGGCCUCCGGCGACACCUGCACAUCCCUCGCCAAAGACUGUGGCAUCUCCCUCAAAGAGUUCUACAAAUACAACUCCAAAGACACCUGCGAUGACCUCAAGGCCGACUCAAAGGUCUGCUGCACAGCUGGCUCACUAACGCCGCAGCCAUACAGCAACGGCACUUGCUAUACAUACACGACCCAGACCGACGACAAUUGCUACAAAAUUGGCGUCGACUGGAGCUUAACAGCCGACGACCUGGCAGACUUCAACGACGGCACGACCUGGGGCUGGACUGGCUGCGACGAUCUUGCUGCCGGGCAGAACAUCUGCCUCAGCAAGGGUAGCCCUCCCAUGCCAGCUGCUCUCCCCAACGCCAUUUGCGGGCCGCAAGCCCCAAAUACAACCGUUGACGGGCCCAUCGAGGACGCGCAGGACUUGGCUUCGCUGAACCCGUGCCCUCUAAAUGCAUGUUGCAAUAUCUGGGGCCAGUGCGGUAUCGACUCGACCUUUUGUACGAAGUCCAAAGGGCCGACGGAGAAUCCUGGCACGUCGAAGCCUGGGGUCUUCGGGUGCGUCUCAAGCUGUGGGACGGAUAUAGCAAACAAUGAUGAAGGGCCCGGUGAGUACCAGCGCGUUGGGUAUUACGAGACGUAUAACUGGGACCGGAAGUGUCUGCAUAUGCGCUCCGAGGGGGCGAAUACGCUGGAUUACACGCACUUGCACUGGGCGUUUGCAUCGAUAGGUGAGGAUCUAUCGGUAUACGUUAAUGACACCCAUAAACAGUGGGAUGCAUUCAUGGGGUUAAAGGACGUCAACAAGAUUGUGUCCUUUGGCGGAUGGGGGUUCUCAACCGAGCAGGCUACCUACGAUAUUCUUCGUAAGGCUAUGGAGCCUAAGCAACGCGACCAGUUUGUUAAGAAUCUGGUUGCCUUCGCCGAGGAGACUGGCAUAGAUGGUAUUGAUAUAGACUGGGAGUAUCCGGGUGCCCCUGAUAUCCCUGGUGUUCCGGCUGGUCUAAAGUCAGACGGGCCCAACUACCUUGCCACGCUGAAAGCUCUUCAUGAGAAGCUGCCAGACAAGUAUUCCCUUUCGAUUGCGGCUCCGGCUUCGUACUGGUACCUGAAGGCUUUUCCAAUCAGUGAUAUAGCGGAGGUUGUUGACUAUAUUGUGUACAUGGCCUACGACCUUCACGGCCAGUGGGAUUUUGAUAAUGCGUUCGCACAGUCCGGCUGCAAGGGUGGUAACUGCCUUCGCAGCCAUGUAAACGAGACCGAGGUGAACCAGGCGCUCUCCAUGAUCACCAAGGCAGGCGUCCACUCGAACAAGAUCAUGGUCGGGGAGUCGAGUUACGGGCGCUCGUUCAAGAUGGCCGACGCAGGAUGCACCGGUCCAGACUGCUUCUAUAUCAGUACGUCUGAUGGGAAUUCAGCUGCGAAGCCAGGUCGGUGCACAAAUACUGCCGGAUAUAUUGCGGAUGCAGAGAUCAAGGAGAUUAUCUCGCGAGGUGGCGACUCCGUAAAGACUUGGUAUGAUAAUGAGACGGCUUCGGACUAUAUGGUUUAUGACGACCUGGAAUGGACGGCGUACAUGGGAUCUAAUACCAAACAGGCCCGGCGAGACACAUGGAAGAAGCUUAACUUUCGAGGCACAAUCGACUGGGCAGUAGAUCUGCAGCAGUUCAGUAUUGCUGAUGCUGUUGGCGAAACGGGGAACUACAACGAGUCUUCCUGCGUCAAUGUCUUUGACAAUAUCAUCUGGGACUGGGAGAACCCCGUCAUGGAAGCGCCUGUUGGCUGUACCAAUCUCAUCCAGGCAUCGCCACUUGCAACGACAGUGACACGCACUGCGUACACCACGCUGAGCCUUGUCUCUGGAAAUUCGCUCAGCACGACCGUCGUGUCCACUGCCUUCCCAAUAUCCGAGGUCAAUUACCAGCCGUUUACCAUUGCCUCUACCGACACGGAGUCCGGUACCGUCCUCACAUACAAGCCUGUACCUCGUGUAACUCCCAACCCGUUGAGUGUCACGGUGCCAAACGGUUGGACGAUCACCUCCCCCAGUGGCGAGGUUGAUGGCCCAACCUCGACUACGAGUCUAAUCGGGGCUUCAACUACAUAUGACACUACCACUACCACUACUACUACUACAGAUGACAGUGGGUUCCUUUGGGUCGUCACCUGGAAGCCGACAAUAAGCUACAGCCUUCCAUCAAUUAUCAAGCCCAAGCCCCUUGCUCCUACUACCAUUCCCGAAGACGACAACUCUCCAACUCCCACCCCGAAGCCCGGCGUCAUCGACUGCGUCGAUACCAGCUGCACAGUUGGGCCGGACUGUACGGAUGACGACUGCACCCGCGGCGGAGACUGUACUGGACCCGGCUGUACUCGCGGCGGAGACUGCACCGGCCCCAGCUGCAUCCGAGGCGGAGGAUGUACCGGGGAGAACUGUGAAGAGGGAGGCGGCUGUUCAGGAGCCGACUGUAUCUCUGGAGGAGGCUGCUCUGGACCCAACUGCCGCCAGGGAGGUGGGUGUAAAGGCGACAAGUGCAGCUCCGGCGGUGGCUGCGUCAAUACAGCGCUCAAGCAGUGCAGCCCUGGUCCUUGCUCUGGUCCCGGUUGCGGCCCCGAUCCCAACUGUCCUGGCUGCGAUAAUCAAAUCGUCAUUACCGUCCAGCCAUCACCACCAAGUAAUGGUCCGAGGCCGACGCCGAAACCGACCUGUCUAACGAACUGCCCGACCCUUAGUCCUUGCGAGGGCGGCGGCUCAUCCUGCAACGAACCCUGCAAUGUAAACAAAUGUCCACCGAGCAGUAUGCCAACGGACAAGGCCUGCACGAGCUUCAGCACCGCCAGCGACUGCACUGAGUUCGUCAGCAGUACCAAAGUCCAGACGUCGCCGGCCAGCUACUCGACCACUACACGGACGCGGUGCAGCAACACCGUCGACUGUGAUGUCCAGGAUAUGACCGCCACAACGACUAUAACCACAAGUGAAACCCCGGAUCCCACGGCUACCGUGUUUGCCAUUUAUGACUUUAUCCAGGAGAGUAUGGACGAUCAGGACGUGUUCGACAGCAUUGCCUCUGAGUACGAUGAGUGGGAGAAGACUGCAGAUACGGCGUCGCCUACCACCACCACCACAACAACAACAAAGCCAAAGCCGGAUCCAACACCGACUGCCGACUGCGCUUUCUGGGACAAAGGCUGGGGGUGGCACUACCAGAUCUAUAACAUCAGGGGCUGGGUCGAUGACGGCGGAGAGUCGCUGCACGACGAAGAAGACGGCUGCGCGACAUUGACGGGCUGGGAAUGGACCGAAGCAACAGACAACGAGGGUGCAAUGGCCUCCUUCAACACGGACUUCUUUAUGAAGGAGGGUUGCGUCGAGCGCGCGAUCGUGUCUGCCGGGGGGCCGAAGAUCCAGUGUGACGGGCAGCCGAUUGACUGGUUUGAUUCGAAGCACGCCGCGCCUCCUGAGCCGUCGUUGUCGUUGACGCCGGAGCAGGAGCAAGAGGCUAUUGAUGCUUAUGGCGCUGAUGGGCACAUUCCGCAGGGGUCACCGCGUCCUACUUAUACCCCGAUGAACUGGGCCGCGGGGACUUCCGGGACUUCCCACAACGUCAGUACUUCUGCUGUGCCUAGAACGAGGUCACCUUGA